Molecule: messenger RNA, 2113 nt
Organism: Lepus europaeus (European hare)
Lineage: Eukaryota; Metazoa; Chordata; Mammalia; Lagomorpha; Leporidae
Gene: POC5
Product: POC5 centriolar protein
Exons: 11
Coding region: 265-1878 (537 amino acids)
Cellular component (GO): centrosome
Source: RefSeq, a predicted model, not a curated record
UGUAACAGCUGGCACUGGGCCAGGCUAAAGCCGGGAUGCUAGGAGCUCCAUCCUGGUCCCCUCCGUGGAUGGCAGGGGCCCAAGCACUUGGGCUGUCAUCUGCUGCCUCCCAGGCUCAUGAGCAGGACACAGGAUUUGAAGUGGAUGUGGAUUUCCGUGCUGUGGCUUUCCACGCUACACCUGACGUCCAGUUGUCCUGCAGCCUAGCAGCCUUCACACACACAAUAACAGGAGGAGUACGAGGAGCUGCUGCGCUACGCCAUCAUGAAUCCACCUGCCGACUCCGGUGCGGCUGUGACGUCUCACCCCCGGGCAGAAGUGGCGCCUGAUACGAGAAUUUCUGCUGCAGCUGGCAGCAUUCUUCAUCAUCAAGGAAAUAACCCUGUGAUAAAAGAAACUGGGAUGGAAGUUGGAAAAGGAAGUGAUUUAAAUAUUUCAGGUCAUUCAAAGACAGACGGGUCGUCACCAGCUCUGUCGCCACGGAAGGCAUCUCACCCAGUCAUGGACUUUUUCAGUUCACAUCUCCUGGGCGACUCCUCCUCCCCAGGGUCCACUUCUAGUCACACAGAAGCCCGGGAAGUGGUUGUGGGUGACUUCCUUGUUUCGGAGGAAAACCUGCAGAAGGUGGAAAACGUGCUGGAUCUCUGGAGCUCGGGUCUCAAGACAAAUAUCAUUUCUGAACUGAGUAAAUGGAGACUUAAUUUUAUCGACUGGCACCGAAUGGAAAUGAAAAAAGAAAAAGAAAAGCACGCGGCCCAUUUGAAACAACUGAACGACCAGAUCAGCGACCUGCAGGAGCUGCACAGAGCCUUUGAAAUCUCCCUCGGGAGGAAAGAUGAGGUGAUUUCUAGCUUGUCGCAUGCCGUGGGCAAGCAAAAGGAGCGCAUCGAGCUGAUGAGAACCUUCUUCCACUGGCGCAUUGGGCACGUCAAGUCCAGGCAGGACGUCUAUGAAGGCAAGUUAGCCGACCAGUACUUCCAGAGAAACCUGCUGAAGAAGGUGUGGCGGGGCUGGCGCUGUGUGGUGCAGAAGCAGUGGAAAGACGUGGUGGAGCGAGCUUGCCAAGCAAGAGCAGAGGAAGUCUGUGUCCAGAUCUCCAAUGAUUAUGAAGCCAAAAUUGCGAUGUUAUCUGGAGCUUUGGAAAAUGCAAAAGCUGAGAUUCAAAGGAUGCAGCAGGAAAAGGAGCACUUUGAAGACUCCAUGAAAAAAGCCUUCAUGAGGGGGGUGUGUGCGCUGAACCUCGAGGCCAUGACCAUAUUUCAGAGCAGAGGCGAUGCAGGAACAGACUGCACCAGUAACAGAAAGGAGGAGUACGGACCUGGCGCUCCAGGCAAAGAGCAUUCCGCCCACCUGGAUCCCUCGGCCCCACCGACGCCCUCCACGGUGACACUGCCCGUGCUGCUGUCCCCCGCAGGGGCAGUGGCUGGAGCUACCAGCAUCGCUGCCAUCCCCUCUGCUGUUUCCACAACUUCUGCUGGGGCUGCUUCCACAUCCUCUGCCUACGUCCCCGUUUCUGUUCUUGGCACAGGACCGGCCGCUGCCGCCGCACCAGAAGAGUACGUGCCGAGAGUCGUAACUUCCGCACAGCAGAAGGCAGGGAGGACGAUCACGGCCCGGAUCACGGGGAAGUGCGACUUCGCCUCCAAGAACAGAGUCAACAGCAGCUUAGCUAUCAUGGGUGUUUCUCCACCCGUGAGCUCCGUGGUCGUGGAGAAGCACCACCCAGUCACAGUGCAAACCAUUCCUCAAGCAACUGCAGCAAAAUAUCCUCGGACCGUUCCUCCCGAGAGCAGCACCUCGGCUUCCAGGUCGCUGGGGGCCAGAUCCACCCACACCCACUCCCUUGGCAGCGUGCAGUCCAUCAAAGUGGUUGACUGACGGGAACACGUGCCAUGGAGAGUGGCUCAGUCCUCUGCCCUCACUGAGGGUUGGCAGUCUUGUUAAUUUUCUGAAUUCUUAGAACAUCCAAAUGCAUCAUGGUUAGCUUCCAGAAUUACAAGAGACUUUUUCAAGCUACACCAUCCUUUGUAACAAUAUGUAGAAAUUAUUUUAAUGUUAUUGUUUAUUUAAGAAAUUAAGUAAAACUUUAAAAAAUAAAACAAACUAUUUUUUA